Messenger RNA from Sphenostylis stenocarpa, 945 nucleotides. Lineage: Eukaryota; Viridiplantae; Streptophyta; Magnoliopsida; Fabales; Fabaceae. The record is from the annotation of a GenBank genome assembly.
AUGACUUCGAAAGUUCCCUCCUCAGAUUCAAUUGAUGCAUUGAAGUCUAAAAUGUCUGUUCAAAAGGAUCCACAUAAGUUCUUGAUGUCCAUCACUGAAGGAGAGAAACAGCCAUUUGACUUUUUACGUGUUCUAUAUGAUGGUUGCAUCGCUGGAGGUGUUGCUGGUGUCAUGGUAGAAACAGCUUUAUAUCCCAUUGAUACCAUCAAAACUCGACUACAGGUUGCUCGUGAUGGAGGAAAGAUUGUUUUGAAGGGUCUCUACUCUGGAUUGUCUGGAAAUCUUGUUGGUGUCCUACCAGCUUCUGCAAUUUUUAUUGGUGUGUAUGAACCCACAAAGCAGCAAUUGCUAAAGUCAUUGCCUGAGAAUCUCAGUGCGGUGGCUCAUUUUGCUGCAGGUGCUAUUGGAGGCAUUGCUUCUUCUCUUGUUCGGGUUCCAACUGAGGUUGUUAAGCAAAGGAUGCAGAUUGGGCAAUUUAGAUCCGCACCAGAUGCUGUUCGUCUCAUUGUCUCGAAUGAGGGUUUUAAAGGUCUUUAUGCGGGAUAUGGAUCUUUCUUAUUGCGAGAUUUACCAUUUGAUGCUAUAGAACUAUGCAUUUAUGAGCAGCUCCGGAUUGGGUAUAAAUUAGCGGCAAAAAGAGACCCUAAUGAUCCUGAGAAUGCCAUGCUUGGGGCUGUGGCUGGUGCCAUAACUGGAGCAGUUACAACUCCUCUUGAUGUAGUCAAGACCAGAUUGAUGGUUCAGGGAUCGCAAAACCAUUACAAAGGCAUUAGUGAUUGUGUGAGGACAAUAGUUAAAGAAGAAGGAACUCAUGCUCUUUUUAAAGGUAUUGGGCCUAGAGUUUUGUGGAUAGGAGUUGGAGGUUCAAUAUUUUUUUGUGUUCUUGAGAAGACAAAGCAAAUUCUUGCUCGGAAUCGGCACUCCAAAAUUGAGAUUCAGAAGUGA